CAAGCACUCCACUCGUGUACAGGCUGUCAGUUGCACAAUGGCGUGCGAAGUGUUGAGUUGGUGUAGUGGAAGCUGUUUCUGAGCGACGAACCGGCCCAAAAGUUGGCCAGCCGGGAAGCGGAGAAGUUCUCAGAGGGCCAGACGAACAUCCCUCGUAGUACCGACUAGCAAAUUUUUGGAAACGACGAUCUCUCAGGAACAGACUUUCCAAUCAAAACAAAUGUUGGCUGUGUUAACCUCGUAAUUUCUAGGAGUAUGACUUGCUUCACUGGAUUACAAACGAAGAUUCGACUGUCAUGAGAUACUGUUGCGUCAUUAUUUCGCGCGAGUGCUUUACAAUUUGAGGCCCUGAAGUUGUAAAGUUGAAGUGUUUUUUUUUUUUUUCCACCGAAGACCGUGCGUGCGCGCGCGUAGCUAAGUUGAGGUUAAGUCAGCCGGGGUUAUGACGUGUGUGGUGUCUAGUCGAGUGCAAGUGGUAGCCGCCGCACCGCCGCCGCCGCGACUCAAGCAUGGCCACGACCAGCCGCAGCCGGGGGCGGAGUCCCCGGACGGCGUGGAGUGCGACCUGCCCCAGCCGUGCCCCGGCCUGCCGCCCUCGACGCCCCUGCCCCCGACGGCGGGCCAGCCCCUCGCCGCCUCCUUGGUCGGCAACAAGUACCUCAUCCUGGAGCCCGUGGAGGGCAGCUCGCUGCACCGGUGCGUCAACGUCCACACGCAGGAGGAGUACGUCUGCAAGGUGGCGGGCGGCGAGGGCUCGGCGCUGCUGGCAGCGCACUGCCGCCUGGACGCGCACCCGCACGUCAGCUCGCUGCACGAGGUGCUGCACGGGCGCGGCCGCAUGUGCCUGGUGUUCCCCGUGUCGCACGGCGACCUGCACUCGCACGUGCGCGCGUGCCGGCGCCUGCGCGAGCCCGAGGCGCGGCGCCUGUUCCGCCAGGUGGCGGGCGCCGUGCGCGCGUGCCACGACCGGGGGCUCGUGCUGCGCGACCUCAAGCUGCGCAAGUUCGUGUUCGCCGACCCGCUCAGGACGCAGCUGCGGCUGGAGUCGCUGGAGGACGCGGUGGUGCUGGAGGACCCCGAGGACGACUCGCUCCAGGACAAGCGCGGCUGCCCCGCCUACGUGAGCCCGGAGAUCCUGCGCAGCCACGCGCGCUACUCGGGCCGCGCCGCCGACAUGUGGAGCCUGGGCGUCAUCCUCUACACCAUGCUGGUCGGCAGGUACCCGUUCAACGACAGCGAGCACGCCAGCCUGUUCGCCAAGAUCAGCCGGGGCCACUUCGUGAUGCCCGAGUGCCUGUCGGCGCGGGCGCGGUGCCUCAUCGGGCACCUGCUGCGGCGCGUGCCCUCGGAGCGGCUGAGCGCGGAGGACGUGCUGCUCCACCCCUGGCUGGCGCGCGAGGACGGCUGCGAGACGCCAUGCCGCGCCGACCAGCUCGUUCCGGACGUCGACGACGCCUGAGCGUCGCGCCGGCCCUUCAGACAUUCCUUCCCGCCCUGAUCCACCCCAGCGAGACACCAACGAUGCGUUAUCAGUAGAGCCACGGAAUUUUCGCGCAUUCAUUCAGUCCAAGCUAGGAUGCAAACACCUCCACACUGUCGCGCUGUGUUCGUGAUCGGCACGCAGCUGUCCGGACACGCCCCCUCCGAGACCGUGAGCCAACGACGCCCGGCCACGAGAGAAGUAUGCGAAUCAGCUAGUGCCAAACAACAAGGGUAAAAGAUGUUCUCGCCGAGAAAUCAACCGAUGGGGAAAGUAAACAAUGGGUCGAGCACGCCUUUAACUUUGAAUUCUUGUCCUGAGGCCUUGAGGAAUCCGCGAAAUUUCCAGGACUCUAGAGUAAUUAGUUUCUGUGUUUUGUUUCCCAACUUAAUUCCUGCCGAGGAAGACUUAUCGUGUUAUGUUUGUACAUCUGACAAUUGCGAUCGUGGCUUUUUUUUUUUUUGUUACAUCGCAGUCCUGGGGGUUUUUUCUGCGACCGGUGUUCCGCAAUGGUGUACGUCUGUGGUUUCUCCACAAGCUAUUCACCCCCCGCACAUGAAACCAGACGUUCUGAGAACAUCGUGAAAUUGUGAAAAUUUAUUACAUUUGGCUCUUUGCAGGUUUUCGUUUCAAACUUCAGUCUUUAAAGCUAGUUCAAGAAAACAUCAUUAUUUUGUUCGCUGUGCAGUUCCCUGUGCCAAAUGUUGGGAUGGGAGGCCAGGCACCAGCGCUGUGUCGGUCUGCGAAUGAAGUGAUUUGUGCAUUGACUGAUCCGUUUUUGUUGUUUGUGUCGAAAUGCCCUUUCUUUUGACCCCAAACGCAAGCUUAAAAUUUUUUUUUUUUUUUUUAAGUGAGAAAUAUUUGUUGUGUGUAGACUGUAGCUAAUAAACAAUCUUGUGUGUGACUGUGGUGUUAGUGACACUUGUGCUGAGUUGCGAAAUUUGUUCCUUUGUUAAAGACUUCAGCGCUUGUGUUUUUUUUUUUUUUUUUGUGUCUAGCUGUCUGAUUUUAGCAUGUACAGGUGUUCUUGUUUCUGAGCACAUAAUUUAUCGAGAGUUUGUUUUCCAGAAAGGCCUAUUUUUUUUAUGUUGAUUGUUUUCCUUCACAAGAAUUUCUAACAAAUUACAUAUGUCUAAUGGAUCAAAGAAUUGUUCUCACUCGGACAUGCGACUCUACCAUACGUACUAAUAGAUUAUCAAAGAGUGUUGAAUGAAUAUUAUUGACGUUGCUGUUUAUAUUUGCCUUCAGAAAGAAAUUUGGCUGUUAAUUUCACUGAGUUAUGUGCUAAGUCUUGUGGAAGUCAAGCAGCUACUAAUGAACUAAUGAAUGAUACGGCCAAAAACUGAAAUUUCCACGAGUGCUUGUACCUUCUUCCUUAAAUCAUUACUAGAGACCUGAAAAAUUUGCGGUUUCAUUUCGUGUUAUGCUAAAAUUCAAAUAAUUAUACCUUAGUGCUGCUUCUGUCAUUGGUUCACUGUUAAUCUGGAGGACUGAGGGCCAAUUAGAGACCCUCACUCAUAGAAGUGUCGAAUCACAGGCCACCCAGUCGAGACGACUCGCAAGUCAGCAGCCAAUGAACAGUUGGCAUUUGCCCGAGUUUGUAGAUGAUAUUGGAGUCUAUCCUGGAGGUCAUUGAACCCGCGAAUUUUUCCGGUCUCUAAUCAUUACAACAGUGUGGUUGUGUUGGUCACAAGUUAAGGCACCUGCUUACCCAGUACUGUGAGCGGCCAGGCACCAAGGAGCAACAGUGACCCAAGUAACACGCACGUCUGCAGCGUAGCAACCUACUGGUGUGAAACUAGGGGGGUUAUGUUAAAUUUUAUAGCCCACUAUGUCAGCAGUUUCUUUCUACAUGCCUAUGAUAAUCUUGAUUCUAAAACCUGAGUGUCUUGCCGUAUCUUUUAAUGCCGAUUUUUUACAUAGCCUUUCCAAAUUCUCAAAUAAUUCAAGAAAUUUGCCAGCAUAGUAAAAUAAAAUAAUUUUUGUCCGAAGCUAUAUCGUAAAACGAUUAGUUGACCUAAAAAGUUUCAGUUCUGUAAUCUAUUUGCUUUAUCUUUGUGCACCCCAAAAUGUUAAUAGUUAAUGCAGUGUUUUUUUUACAUACAAAACAUCAAAUGUUGACCUGAAGUAGGAUGCAACCCCCUUAACACAUGUUUCCAAGAAGUAAAAGGAGCUACCUACGCAAGUUUCUUGCUACUACUUAGUAGUCUUCCUCGGGUGCUAUGCAAAGCCAGGCUUGACAGUGGACUGUUACAUCUAAUGUUUCGCAAUAACAAACAGUUGUCUAAUUCUCGCAACCUCUCCUAGUGCCCAGGUAUGCAGCCCUCUUACAGUACUGUUGACGAUCAUGUUUGUUCAAACUGCUCGAUUGUUCUUUCAAGUACAAGGGCAGUCACGUAUCGCUGGAAAAAAUAAUUACUGUAGGUACUUUCAGUUGUAAAUUGUUAUUUUUGAUUUUAUUUAUUUGAAUUUUUUUUAUUUUUAUGCCUUGUAAAGCUGGUGUUUAUUUUGAAAAGAUUAGUGAUAAAAUAUUUUGGAUCAAUGUCUGUAAAAACAUUUUAGGUUAAAUGUAUCUUGUUGUAUUCGGGGAAACCAUCGUGUUAAUUUAUUUUCGAAAAUAAUUUAUUAUUUGCGAUGGAAAUAUCACAUAGUGAAGAUUGUCAACGUAAUUCUGAUUUAUUUUCACCAGUGGAUUUCUUGUGUAUGAACCUGUAAGUAUAUCUAAAGGUACAAAAUCUUGCAUGUAGAGCCUGGAUUUAAAAAGAGGGUGUUUGUGUGAUGCAUAUUGUUACUUUGAAACCUGUAGAGAUGAGGAGUCUGUAAUUCUGCCUGACACUCUGAAUGCAGCUGAAGGCUUCAAGGUUUGCUCGAGUGAAGACUGAACCAGAUGUUUGUGAAUGUUUGCUCUCUUGGUGUACUUCCAGAAGUGACAUAGCUGUACGUGUUUCGUGCGUGCGUUGUGUCGAGCGUAAGUCGAUCAGCUCAGUACGUGGGGCAUGAUGUCAACAUGAUGUCAGUUGAAUUCAGAUGACCUCGAUGCUGUAGUCUUGAACAAAGACUGCAGUGUGAUUAGUUUUGAGGUUCAGUGUGAUAGGAACAUCCUGUCCCACGUAUUGUGCCAUUUGAUUUUCUUGCAAAUAUUUUUGUUUGUUUAAUGAAAGCAAUUGGAACUACCAUCGACACAAUGCUGUGCAAAAUUUCGCUUGCAGAGUGCAGUCAUAAAUUGUACAAUAUGUGUUAUAAAUAUUGUCACCUUGGUACCAUGAACCAUAAGGUAAAUAUCUUUAAAAGGGAAUUUGUUUUUUUUUAACUGAUUGGUUCAAGUAAUUUUUCCAACAUUUAACUUUCUCUCUGGUUUCAAAGACCAAGGUCAGUUAUGAGGUAUUUUUCCAUGUUAAUUUAGUUCUAGUUAAUUGUCAUGAAAUGUGCACAUUAACUACUAGAAAAAAUAUACUUGUGAAGAAUAGGACUGGAAAAUAAUGCUGGAAAUAAAGACUGAAUUUUGAGAAUUGUUA
This is a messenger RNA of Bacillus rossius redtenbacheri, 4995 nucleotides long. RefSeq names its product tribbles homolog 2. The transcript is spliced from 5 exons. NCBI's taxonomy places the organism in Eukaryota, Metazoa, Arthropoda, Insecta, Phasmatodea, Bacillidae. Gene Ontology annotation, cellular component: nucleus. The record is from RefSeq and is a predicted model, not a curated record. The coding region runs from base 443 to 1459 and encodes 338 amino acids. Gene Ontology annotation, molecular function: mitogen-activated protein kinase kinase binding; protein kinase activity; ATP binding. Gene Ontology annotation, biological process: regulation of MAP kinase activity; protein phosphorylation; positive regulation of proteasomal ubiquitin-dependent protein catabolic process.